AUGUGGAUAUUCCUACAAAACUUAUGUGUUGAAUAUACAGGAAGUCAGUUCAUAUUAAAAAAAUUACACGUUGACUUUGAAAAGGCAGCCCACCAAGCCGCGUAUGAAGUUUUUGAAAAUGUACAAUUAAUAGCUUGUCGAUUUCAUUUAGGACAAUCAUGGUGGCGAAAAAUAAACAGCGAUUCUAUUCUCAGAAUAGCCUAUAAAAAAGAAAACGACGAACUAGGAAAUUGGCUUAAGAGUUUUUUUGGGUUAGCUUUUUUACCUAAUCAUGAAGUAGCCGAUGCAUUCGUCGAACUCAUGAGUGUCUGCCCAAAUGAUAAAGUCUGCUCAGAAUUUAGCGAUUAUGUUUUCAAUAAUUAUAUAGAUGAUGAAUCUCCAUUUCCCCCAAAUAUAUGGGCUAAAGAACCUAUGUUUGAUCCAAGGACAACCAACGCUGUUGAAAAUUUUCAUAGAACUUACAAUUCACAAUUUUAUAAGUCUCACCCACACAUACACUUGGUAAUUAUGGUUUUACAAGAAACGCAAGCUGAAACGAUGACAAAAAUUCGGUUAAUUGAAACCGACAGUUAUAAAAAUUUCUAUUGUUUAAUUGUAUCUAUGCUCAAUUGGGUAAUGAACAAGGUAAAAUGUGCUCAAUCGGGUUCCAGCCAUUUGCAGUUGCCUUCUGAGUCCGUUUGCAUGUGGUUGCAAGUGGACCGGGCCUGCCGAUCCCUACCAGUGAAGGUAAGGACCAGCUCAGUGAGCUCCGACCUAACCUAA
This is a messenger RNA of Metopolophium dirhodum (rose-grain aphid), 762 nucleotides long. RefSeq lists its product as uncharacterized. Lineage: Eukaryota; Metazoa; Arthropoda; Insecta; Hemiptera; Aphididae. The transcript is spliced from 4 exons. The coding region runs from base 1 to 762 and encodes 253 amino acids. The record is from RefSeq and is a predicted model, not a curated record.